Sebastes umbrosus (honeycomb rockfish) is the source of this 4609-nucleotide messenger RNA. RefSeq names its product B-cell receptor CD22-like. The record is from RefSeq and is a predicted model, not a curated record. NCBI's taxonomy places the organism in Eukaryota, Metazoa, Chordata, Actinopteri, Perciformes, Sebastidae. The coding region runs from base 124 to 3126 and encodes 1000 amino acids. The transcript has 18 exons.
GAACUAUGACACAGACACCAGUGAGGACGAAGUAGAGAUCAAUUAUUCACAGGAGGGAUGGUGUGUGCGGUAGACUGCUGUAAGUGGAUUCUUUAAGAUAUCAAGCUUUAGUGCCACACGAAAAUGAAUGCUCAGACAGUCCUGUGGUUGUUAUUUCUGGCUCUAAUAAAAAAUUUGUCUUGUGCCGACAAACCAAUCCUCUUCACACUAGAAGACAGUCACCUGACUGCUACAGAAGGGUCCUGCAUUGAAAUCAAAUGCAGAGUCACUCAUCCUGUUAAUGAUCUUGAUGCAUACUGGUUUUGGAUAAAGAAUGCAAGUUGGGAAGACAACAUAUUGUCUGGCACUGUCAUUUACAGCACAGAUAGCGCAGAACGUCAAGUCAGUACAGACUUUGCAAACAGAGUGAAAUAUAUCGGCUCUCCAUCUUCAAAUUGGAACAAUCAUCCUCAACGCUCAACAAAGCCACUGUGUAGUAUUUUAAUCUGCGACCUAAAAAAAACUGACAGUGGAGACUAUUCUUUCAGAUUUCAAGGAAGGGUAAGGUGGACGACUGAAAAAGUGACCCUCACUGUUCAAGAUAAUCCAUGCCCAAUCACUUUUGAGAAACCACCUGUCGUAAACGAAUUUGCCACCAUAACACUCAAAUGCUCCACUUCAACUUCAUGUCGUUCAAACCUACAAAUUCAAGAGUCGACACAAAUGUCCUCAUCACUGCCCUCGGAGCAUCAACAAAUACGGGGAGAACCGGAAAGCACCACGCGCAAAUUUACAAUCAACUGGCAGGAUGACGGAAAGGAGUUUUCAUGCCAAACAGAAAAUAAUGAAGACAAAUAUUUGGUUCGGAAUAUCACAAUGAAUGUUGAAUAUAGUCCCAAAGAGGUGUUGGCUGAAAAAAGCCCUGGAAACGUCGUGGAAGGACAAUCUGUGACUCUCACUUGCUCUGCCAAAGGACGUCCUGUUCCCACCUUUACCUGGUUUAAAAACAAUCAAGAGGAAGUAAAGGCAACAAAGGCAGUAUGGAAGAUCACAUCAAUUGAGGAGUCACAGAAUGGAGAAUACCAUUGUGAAGCUCAAAACAAACGUGGGAAAAUUAAAUCAAAACCAGUCUCUAUUAAUGUUACAUAUGCGCCUGAAGUUGAGUUGAUCGGGUCGCCUGCUUCCGUGGUUAAACAAGGAGAUGAAAUGACUUUGACGUGUAAUGUGAAGAGAAGCAACCCACAACCUCACACCUACGUUUGGUUUAAAAAUGGGAAAGUUAUUGGUCAUGAGCAGACACACCGGUAUGUUAAAAGAAUCGAGCCUGAGGACAGAGGCUCCUACACAUGUACAGCCACUAACACUGUGGGCACUGGACAAUCAACGCCACUUGAGAUUCAAGUUGAAUAUGGCCCGAGGAAGACAAACAUUUCCAGCAGUAAAGAGGAUAAAAAAGUGAAAGUUGGUUACUCUCUGACAUUCUAUUGUACCACUGAUGCCAAUCCUACCCCGUUGGGAUAUUCCUGGUACCGAUACAACAUCCAUAAACAGAUCGACUCCUCACAGUGGAAGUCCAAGACAACUCCUGAAAAUGAACUACGUUUGGAGAGGGUACAAAGAGCAGAUGUAGCAUGUUACACGUGCAACGCAACCAACAUCAUCAGUACAGGGGAGGAUAGUGAGCCGGUGUGCAUACAAGUACUCUAUGCUCCAACCGAACCCACACUGACCAUGGCUACUGAGGUCAGGGAAGAUCAAACCACCACCAUCGGAUGCACUGUUGAAAGCUUCCCACCGUCAACUCUCACCUUGAGAAGGACUUCCGAAUCAAAUUCUCAGUCUUCAGAAUGGCAUUUCACUGAACCCGAUAAUUAUUAUGGGUCCCCCAACACUCUCGUACACACAUUUAAUGUCACUUCAACCCACAAAGGCUUUUAUACCUGUGACGCCACGAACAGCGAAGGUUCAAAGAUGAGCACAGAAAGGAAGUUGGUGGUGAUAUACCGUCCCAAAGGCGUGACCGUACAAGCUGAGCCUGCCCUUGUUGUGAAUGAAAACCAGUCGUUGACGCUAAAUUGCAGUGCCGAGUCCCACCCACCGGUGACCUCUGUCACCUGGAUGAAGAUGAUUGAUGGGAAGAGUGAAAUCCUCCAGGAGAAUCAGACCUUCACUGUAAAGUCUGUCGGUCCUUCUGACAGCGGACUGUACAGCUGUACAGCCAGAAAUGGCUUUGGAACUGGAAACUCACAGCAAGCUGAGGUUAAAGUCAAGUAUGCUCCAAAACACACAAAGAUCACGAGAACAGCCGAGCAGCAGCAGCCUGACGGGACGAGGUCUGUGACGCUGAGCUGCAGCAGUCAAAGCUAUCCCCCCGUCACAGAUUAUUCAUGGUACAGGAAAAUGACGGAAAGGGAUGAAAGAGUGUCCGAGCAUCAGAAGCACACAGUGUAUUCAGACCAACCGGGAGACUACUACUGCACUGCAAAAAAUGAAAUAAAUCAAAGCUCGUCUGACCCACUCCCUCUGUUUCAUAGUGAGCUGAUUAAGAAACUGCUCAUCGUCCUUUUUUUUAUUAUCCUGCUCAUCCUUAUCUUAAUUGUCUUGGUCUUCAGACACAAGAGGAAGAAAUCAAGUCGACAAAGAACUACGAACACACUGCCCUGUUUUGGUUUUCUGGCUUGGUGGAAUGGCGCCAGGAGGAGGAAUCUGAUGAACGACCGUGGUGUGGCAGAGCCUUUCAGGAGCAGAGAUGACCUCUCGCCAGACCAGCCGCGCCGUCCAAAUGCCCAACGAUGCCAGCCUCGUCCAGACAACACGCCUGCAUCCAACAUCAACAGUGUUUACUGUACCGUGAAUCUGCACAUCGGACAACACGGUCCGUCUGCACAAAAGCCAAUCAGAAAGCAAGGUGGACACACACAGGAUGAUCCUCUCAACUACGCGUCUUUACACUUUGAAAAUACGCAAAAGAGCAAACUGGCAAAAGCGGAAGACGAUCUGUAUGCUAAAAUGUAUGGAAAAAACCCACCUACACAGAAUGAAGAAAGGCACGAGGACUACGAGAACGUCAGUGCAGCAAAAGCAGCCAGAUCUCCGAGUCCAUUGAACUAUGACACAGACACCAGUGAGGACGAAGUAGAGAUCUGAGACUCUUAUUUUACCUUAAGCUGAGCAUACACUGUACGAUUUUAGAAAUGUUGUUGUGUAACAUUAGGAGUACUCCUAAUGUACGAGUAGAUUGUGUGCGAUGUGAAGCCAAAGCUCACGAUUUAACUGCUCGCACUGUACGGUCCGAUCGUCAGCCUCGACCUGAGUGGAAAAUAGAAAAAAAAAAACGUCUCGUCGACCCCUGUGGGCCGUUCUGGCUCUUGACAGUUGUCAAUAAAGAUUUGUUUGAAAGCUCCGAGGCAGGUAAAGUUUGUUUGUUAGCAGAGGUCUGUACGGGUCACAAUGCUAACAGGGCAGAAAUGUAAUGCCUUGAUCAUCUGUGCCAUCCUGUCUGCCGAAACGUCUAAAAAAAAAAGGCGCCGGUGUAGAUGGACUCGCAGGUGGCUAGAAAGACAUGGACAGUAGAGAAUUGGAGGUAAGCUGGCUACGUUUUACUAUAUCUAUUGUACAUUGUUAUUUUGAUAUAGCUACACUCUUUAAUGUCAGAAAAAGUAUAACUAAGGCGUUAUGACGUUGGGGAAUCGGCUUGUGGCUCUGUUUCAACUGUGCGAGAGCCUGUGGAUGGCCGACCAAAAUUUCUGACUCGUCAAAUUUAUCCGACUAUCCGACGGCUGGUCAGGAGGAGUGAAUCGGCCCUCGGUCCCCCCUGUACACUGCACGGCAAACUACGCCAAACGAAGCUGAAACUACGUCCAACUCUAAAAUGAGUCGUGUGGCUCAAAUCGAAGGCUAAAAUCGUACCGUGUAUGUCCAGCUUUACAGGUUAUACAGCUAAUUAUUAAAUAAGUGUUUUAUUGUUUUUUUCAUUCCUAAAAUACAUCUUUUAGUGCUUCGCUGCUUUUUAUGAGUGUGCAGUAACAAGUACCAAACAGAAGGGAGGAAAGAGACCAAUGUUAUCCCCUUAAUCCAAACCCAUGGUACCUAAAAUAUAAAUAUAACACAUUCUGUUGAAACUCAUUAAUUGUAAAAGAAAGAAUGCAUGGGCAAAUGUACAUAUUUGUUAAAUUUAUUGACAUGACAAUGACUUUUGUAAACAGCACAAGAUGACAUGGCUUUAAUGUUUUAACGCUGUGCAACAGUUUCUUUUCUGAGGCUUGUUUCUGAAAUAUGUAUGUUGAAACAAUGUGCCAUAUGCACAAUGCUCCAUUUCAUAAAAUGCUUUGAAUUCAGCUCAACUGCCAACUUAAGUGCAGGAAGAAUGGCUUUAUUGUUUUUUAUAAACAAGCACAAACAUAUUUAUGUAUCUUAACAGAAAACAAAUAACAAAAUGAUCAAUAAAAAGUGUGACAAACUCUGUUUAACUGCUUCUUUCACUCUGCACAAAGGUUUUAAAUAAUAAAUUAACAGAACUACACGACACAAGUUAGCACUGAAAUAUUAAAUAUAAACAGUAGCAUGAUAAAUGUAGCUGUGACUAUGACAUAUUUUAAGACCUUUUUAUGGCAUACUAUACAACUGGUAU